GGAAAGUAAGACAAGAUCUUGGCCUUUGGCAAAGGUAGCAAAUCUAAGGCUGUCUGCGGCCGCAAAUAUCUGCCAACUCUUAAUCUUAUUUCUUAACCACAAUUUCUUUGAUUUUGGUAGCACUGACUUUGGCGCUUUCUCUAAACUGAUUUUGCUACGCCUGGAGCCCUCCUUCCCUCCCCGCCCCCAAACCUAAAUAACUUCACAUUCAGAAUUUCAAGCGAAGAAGGAAUUUUUGCUGCUUACAAUGGAUGAAGAUAGAAUAGUGCUCGUUUUGGCGAAGACCUCAGAGUUAAGGUCCAAGAUUAUCAGCUGCAUUCAGAAUACAGCUUCUAAUGUAGACAGAGAAAGUGGAGAGAGCGAGUCCAAGGAAUCUGAAGCAAACCCAGAUACACAGAAUCAAGAAAACGAUGUCGAGGAAGAAGCUGAGAGUCUCCUCAACAUUAAAGACGCUCUUGAAUCCCUUGAAGCGCAGCUGUCUUCUUUGCAGGCACUGCAGCAGCAACAAUGGUACGAAAAAGAAGCAGCCUUGGCUGAAAUCGAAUACAGCCAGAAGAAGUUGCUCAAAGAGCUGAAGGAAUACAAAGGCAAGGACUUGGAAGUCAUACAUGAGGCAGUGGCUUUUGCCAGCGAAACGGAGGACAACAACGAUCUCCUUCUCCCUCCAUAUCCAAGCCGGCCUUCCCAAUCCAUCGUGUCCAAAAACGGCUACCUCUCUACUUUCACCUCCUCCAGGAGAUCCCCUCAGAAUGGGUUUGCAAGUGGUGGCCCGAAAAAUCUCCCCAAAAAUGUUCACAAUUCGGAGGCCGGGGGCACAUUCAAGUCGGUCAGAGUCUUGUUAGGCACGGCAGCUAAGACGGCCAUGACCGUAGUCGGGGUGAUCACCAUCUUGAGCUUGGCGGGCUUCGAGGCGCGACUGGGGAAACGGGAUAGCCGGUUCAAGUUCUCGGAUCUGUUUCAGCAGCGACGGGACGAGGAGAAGGGGAGCAACGCGGAGUGCCCGCCGGGGAAGGUCCCCGUCGUUGAGAACGGCGAGACGAGGUGCGUUGUGAAAGAGAGAGUUGAAGUUCCAUUUGAAUCUGUUGUUUCUGUUCCAGACGUGAGUUAUGGCUGUGGUUGAAUUGUGUAAAAAUAUUUUGCACUUUAACCAUAAAAAGGAGCGGUAAAAAAGAAAUGCUAGGACUCAUUUUUCUUUACAUUUUUGUUGUAUAUCCUAAUCUCUGUUUUUGUCUCACUGCCUUUGUGAUUGACUUGUCUUAAUUUUUUAUUUGAAAUCGGGCCCUUUGCUUCCA
Molecule: messenger RNA, 1292 nt
Organism: Salvia miltiorrhiza (redroot sage)
Lineage: Eukaryota; Viridiplantae; Streptophyta; Magnoliopsida; Lamiales; Lamiaceae
Product: plastid division protein PDV2
Exons: 2
Coding region: 248-1120 (290 amino acids)
Biological process (GO): chloroplast fission
Source: RefSeq, a predicted model, not a curated record